AAAUAUACGAAUUAAUAAAGAAAUAGAAAAUAUUUACGUUUACUUAUUGAGGGUCGAUAAUAACUUGAACCAAUUCCAAUUUAACUGUACCUAACCUGAUACGAUUUAACGAUUAUAAAAGCCAGUUGGAAAACCACUUGACUUGAGUGGUUAAAUUAUAACUGCUGUUAAAAUGUGUGGCUGUGCAGUGACGCUGAUAUUCGCGAUUAUCAUUCUUAACGGAAACUACCUCGGGGCUGAUGACUCCAUUGAAUUUCAAAACAAACUACCGGCGAAGCAGAUUUGGGCGGUCGAAGGUGACCACGUCGAGUUACCCUGUGACGUGACGCCGCCUAGACCGACGGAUUCCGUCAGUAUGGUCCUUUGGUUUAAGGAUGACUCAGGAAUUCCUUUGUACAGCCUCGACGCCCGAGGUGGAGUCCUGAACAACUCCGUACACGCUGCCCUGGUCAAUGAUCUCGGGAAGAAGAGCUUCUUCCUUGUCGGCGAUGGCCACCACAGAGCCAGGCUCAAGAUAGCCAACGUCACGUUCAACGAUCAGGGCGUCUUCAGGUGCAGGGUCGACUUCGCCGAUAGUCCAACCCGCAACUACAGAGUCAACUUGACUCUGGUUGAACAGCCAACGAGCCCAGUGAUCUACGAUGCACAGGGAAAAGAAGUGACGGGAAUCGGAGGUCCGUUUUUGGAGGGCUACGAUCUGUUCCUCUCGUGUCAAGUUGCCGGUGGUAGACCAAAGCCUUCGGUAACUUGGUGGAGGGACGGUCAGUUAUUGGACAGUGUUGUGGACUCACCCAUCGCCAAUGGAGCCUCUGGAAAAUUUACGGUCAAUCAAUUGUUCGUCGGAAGUGUUACCCGGGCACUUUGGGGAGCGAAAUUGGAGUGCAGAGCACAGGCUGGACCCUUGGGGAAACCUGUCGUUCGAGAAGUUCCCCUGGAUAUUUAUCUAAAGCCUGCAGUGGUGAAGAUCGUUCUGGAUACUGAAGUGAUCUACGCAGGACGUCCGGUGGGAGCGAGGUGCGAAACUUGGGGAAGUUCACCGGCCGCAAGGAUAAUAUGGACGCUGGAUGGAAACGUAAUCCGAGAUCCUUCAAUCGUCUCUACACAACGAAGCAAUUCAACCGUAAGCAAGUUGGCCCUGGUUGUCGGUCGUGAGGAUGAUGCAAAAGAGCUUACCUGUCGAGCAGAGAAUCCCAGGUUUCCAGGCGGUGUUCGAGAGGAUCAAAAAAUCCUUCGAGUCUCCUACGCUCCGGUCGUGUUUGCCCACAUGGCCAAAGGCUACGACCCCGAGACCUUGAGGGAAGGUGACGACCUCAAACUCGUCUGUGAGGUCGACAGCAAUCCAACGCCGGACUCCAUUACCUGGUACCACGACGACGCUUUGAUCGAGCACAACGUAACCGGAGGCACCUUAGUCGCCUCGGAGACACUCACCCUGAGAUCUCUGACGCUAGCACACUCCGGUGAAUACGUCUGCGUGGCAUCGAACGCGGUUGGCGAGGGGCGAAGUCACCCUGUUCUCAUACAUAUGAAAUAUGCCCCGCGAUGUAGGGAAGGUUACGAGGUUCGUGAGGUCGGUGCUCUUCGUCAAGAGUCUCUUUCGUUGAGGUGCGAGGUUGAAGCGGUACCCGGAGACACUGUGCGUUUCUCUUGGACGUUCAACGGUACACUUGGCGACGUUCUUCCUCUGCCAGGAACCAAGGCUCAGAACAAAGGAUUGACGAGUACUUUCGAAUACAUGGUGAAAGCCGAGACUGAUUUUGGCACCCUGGCUUGCUGGGCGAGCAACAGCGUUGGACGUCAGCGAAGACCUUGUUUAUUCCACGUCAUACCAGCAAAAAAACCAGAGCCGCCACUUGAUUGCUCGUUGCGGAACGAUUCUAACGCUUUGGAAGUGAAGUGCCUUCCGGGUUCGGACGGCGGUCUGCGUCAGCACUUCCUCCUGGAGGUAAGAGGCGCCUCAGGAUCGUCGACGGGUCUCCACACCCCCCAGAACGACCAGGGGGUAGUCGGUGAAGCCCCUCCGAUAUGCGAGGCCACGAAUCAGCGGCCCGUUUUUCAGCUCAACUGCCUCGAAGCCGGCUUCGAAUACACGAUGUCAGUUUUCGCGGUAAACGAGAAGGGCAGGAGCGAUCCUGUCCUCCUGGAAAAUGUCAGGAUCGCCGGACCGCCUCCGGACAGGACAGAGAAAUCGAAAAUUUACAACAGCGAGGAUCUGGCCGAAGUCAUCAGCCCCAAAGCUGCGGCCUACAGCAUUGUUUUAGUGGUCGCUUUGAUUGGUGGAGUGGCGCUGGUUUUGGUUGGCAUUGGCAUCAUGAUAGGCCUGGCAAUAUGCAGGCGCAGGAAUUCCCCUCCGCCAAGCGAAGGUCCGGACGAUUUCACGACGCCGACUUACGUGCCGGCUUCAAGGAUCGAACCCAGGGUCAAGUACUCCUCGGACAGGCGAAGAUCGUACAGGACGAGCCUGUUUCUCGAGGAAAGUAGGCACGAACCCGAUCUGUUACAGCAAGUCGAAUUGGAUCUCGACAGCUAAAUUGUUGUACGCUGAUUCAGCGAGGACGAAGAAAAAAAAUUGUACAGUCUUUGAAAACGUACCUUAAAACUCUGAUUAUAUACAGAUGUCUUAUUAUUUAAGAUAGGAUUAAGUUUAUAGUCGUUUUAAGAACAGUCAGAUACUUAUUAUUAAACUACAUAUAAGAAGCAGUGAAGAUUAAACCGAAAUUACGAAUUCGAGUAGGAUAAAAUCACGCUCGUGUGAAUUGUAACGAAUUCCAUAAAGUUUGAAAAAACUUUAUUGCGAUUUCAAA
Molecule: messenger RNA, 2804 nt
Organism: Diprion similis
Lineage: Eukaryota; Metazoa; Arthropoda; Insecta; Hymenoptera; Diprionidae
Gene: side
Product: hemicentin-1
Exons: 12
Coding region: 173-2530 (785 amino acids)
Molecular function (GO): protein binding
Source: RefSeq, a predicted model, not a curated record